Perognathus longimembris pacificus (Pacific pocket mouse) is the source of this 3631-nucleotide messenger RNA. It is a transcript of the gene Marchf7, whose product is annotated as membrane associated ring-CH-type finger 7. The transcript is spliced from 11 exons. The record is from RefSeq and is a predicted model, not a curated record. The coding region runs from base 171 to 2303 and encodes 710 amino acids. Gene Ontology annotation, molecular function: ubiquitin conjugating enzyme binding; zinc ion binding; ubiquitin binding. Gene Ontology annotation, biological process: protein autoubiquitination. Gene Ontology annotation, cellular component: nucleus. NCBI's taxonomy places the organism in Eukaryota, Metazoa, Chordata, Mammalia, Rodentia, Heteromyidae.
UGGCCGCUGGUUCUGCGCCGGAUUCGGCACGGGGGCGGCCGCCAUUGUGCUCUGCUGCGAACGGCUGUGCUUUCGGUCCAGACGCCCAGAACUCGGAAAAGGAAGACGGCGGUGUGACCACAGUUAGGAGGGACGCGCCCUGCUCGGUGCCAGCCAGGGAAACUUUUAGAAUGGAGUCUAAACCUUCCAGGAUUCCAAGAAGAAUUUCUGUUCAACCUUCCAGCUCCCUAAGUGCUAGAGUGAUGUCUGGAAGCAGAGGAAGUAGUUUAAAUGAUACCUACCAUUCCAGAGACUCUUCAUUUAGGCUGGAUUCUGAAUAUCAGUCAGCAUCGGCAUCAGCAUCACCAUUUCAGUCUACAUGGUAUAGUGAAUCUGAAAUAACUCAGGGAGCUCGCUCAAGAUCACAGAACCAGCAAAGGGAUCAUGAUUCAAAAAGACCUAAACUUUCCUGUACAAAUUGUACAUCUACCUCAGCUUCAAGAAAUGUUGGAAAUGGACUGAAUUCUGUAUCAGAUUCUUCUUGGAGACAUAGUCAAGUUCCCAGAUCUUCAUCAAUGGUACUUGGCUCAUUUGGAACAGACUUAAUGAGAGAGAGGAGAGAUUUGGAGAGAACAGAUUCCUCCCUUAGUAAUCUUAUGGAUUAUAGUCACCGAAGUGGUGAUUUCCCAACUUCAUCAUAUGUUCAAGACAGAGUUCAUUCUUCAUAUUCACAGGGAGCAAGACCAAAAGAGAACUCUGUAAGCACUUUACAAUUGAAUACAUCAUCCACAAGCCACCAAUUGCCUUCUGAACGUCAUACAAUACCAAGUUCUAGGGACUCUAGCAGAAAUUCUUUAAGGUCACAUUUUUUCCCAAGAGAAUCAGAGUCUCUUCGAAGCAGUACUACACAUCCUGGAUUUUCUUAUAUUUCAAGUAGAGAUCAGACCCCCCCAACAAUAAGCAAUUCAGAAAGGAUUGGCUCCUCUCAAAGAUCAUUUCCAGAGUCUUCUGAUAAUGAAGGUAGGCGUACAACAAGGAGAUUGCUGUCACGUAUAGCUUCUAGCAUGUCAUCUACUUUUUUUCCCAGAAGAUCUAGUCAGGAUUCCUUGAAUGCAAGACCAUUGAGUUCUGAAAAUUCUUACAUUUCUCCAAGAAUCUUGACAUCUUCACAGUCUCGGAGUAAUGCAGCAUCAGCUUCUGAAGCUAAUGAUAAUAGGGCAUCUGAAGCUUCUCAGGGAUUUCGAUUUCUUAGGCGAAGAUGGGGUUUGUCCUCUCUUAGCCAAAAUCAUAGCUCUGAGCCAGAUUCAGAAAGCUUCAGCCAAGAAUCUGAAGGAAGAAAUACAGGACCAUGGUUAUCUUCCUCACUUAGAAAUAGAUGCACACCUUUAUUCUCUAGAAGGAGACGAGAGGGAAGAGAUGAAUCUUCAAGGAUACCUACCUCUGAUAUACCAUCUAGAUCUCAUAUUUUUAGAAGAGAAGCAAAUGAAAUAGUUCACCUUGAAACACCAAGUGAUCCACUUGGGGCUGCUGCCAACAGACCACAACCAUCUGGAGCAUCAAAUAAUGCCUCUGUAGGUGGUUCCACAUCAGAUUUGCCUCAUGGUGGAAGAAAUACAGGAAUAACAGGAAUUCUUCCUGGUUCCUUGUUCCGAUUUGCUGUCCCUCCAGCACUUGGAAGUAAUUUGGCCGACAAUGUCAUGAUCACUGUAGACAUUAUUCCUUCAGGUUGGAAUUCAGCUGAUGGAAAAGGUGAUAAAAGUAAAAGUGCACCUUCAAGAGAUCCAGAAAGACUGCAGAAAAUAAAAGAGAGCCUCCUUUUAGAGGAUUCUGAAGAGGAAGAAGGUGACUUAUGUAGAAUCUGUCAAAUGGCAGCAGCAUCAUCAUCUAAUUUGCUGAUAGAGCCAUGCAAGUGCACAGGAAGUUUGCAGUAUGUCCACCAAGAGUGUAUGAAAAAGUGGUUACAGGCCAAAAUCAAUUCUGGUUCUUCAUUAGAGGCUGUAACCACCUGUGAACUCUGUAAAGAAAAGUUGCAGCUUAACCUGGAGGAUUUUGAUAUUCAUGAACUACAUAGAGCUCAUGCAAAUGAACAAGCUGAAUAUGAGUUUAUCAGCUCUGGUCUCUACCUAGUUGUGUUACUGCAUUUGUGUGAACAAAGCUUUUCUGAUAUGAUGGGAAAUACGAAUGAACCAAGCACACGUGUCCGAUUUAUUAACCUUGCAAGAACUCUUCAGGCACAUAUGGAAGAUCUCGAAAGUAGGUGGAAUUCCCCUCCCCAGACUUGUUUAAUAUACUUUUGCAAAUUAAACCCACAGAACAAAAUCUAACGGUAAUAAGCCAGAUUCUACUCAGCUUCAGAGGAUGAUUCUGAAGAAGAUGGAGACCAUAACAGAACAUAUGAUAUUGCCUAACUUCAUUUAAGACAAAUGGAUGAUCUGUGAACAAGUGUUUAUUAAAACUGGCAAUUAAGUGUGAAAUAAUUUUGUGGGGAAUGCCUAUUAAAUAUAUUGACUUAUAUAAAAUGAAUAUAUAUAUACAUACAUGUAUCCAUGUAGAUAUAUAUUCAUUCUCAAGUGUUGCUGAAUUAAAAUUCUGCUGGACCCUCUCAAUAUUGGCCAGCAAAUCUGAUGUUUAUAAUAUGGUAAUCAAAAGCAAUUUUUCUUUAGGUGAGUGGGAAAGCAUUAUCUUUGAUUUAAAUACCUAAGCACUGUCCAUCAACCUCUAUUGUGUUCUGAUUACUGUAGUCAUAUUUAUGGGGGGGAAAGUUUGUAUUUUAGUCUCUUGCUAGUGAGAAAGGUGGGACAAAAUAUACUUUUGAAAUGAAAUGCCAAAUGGCAUCUAAUGAGUUUUUUUUAAUGUCUUAAAGUUGUAGCCACAUUUGCAUAAUCACUUCCAGUGUUCUUUAAAAAAAAACUUUCAAAGAAUGGGGAGAAGUUUAUGAAAAACAUUAGGUUUCCAAAUUUAGUUUCAAUUCUAAAUUCAUUUAACUUUAAAACAUAAUUUUAAAAAACGUAUAUAAAACAUAGAAAUGAUGGAUAAAUUUUAUAUUGAUUUGCAAAAUGCAGAUUAUAUUUGAUAGUCCAUGAUAGGUAUUCCUUUUUGGGAUAUUUAUAGCUGUAAGUUAUAUUAGAAUUGCCAGUCAAAUAAUAAUUUGGUUUAAAAAAGUACUGCAAUCUCAAGUUAGUGGAAUAUUUUUAAAUCCCACCUUCAAAGUUUAAAACACUGGUUUUCAAUGUACUUUUUAGUGUUGUCACUUCUUUAUAGAUAAAUAUGAUUAAAAAAUAACCUGUUUGGAUCUUGGUCAUUUUUAACUGUUCCUUGGUAAUUCUGGGCAUUUAUUUGAUGAUUACUUGUAUUUUUCACUACCUUCGGAAUACAGAUGAACAUUACCUUUUCAACAUGAAUGUGUCUGCACUGUGGUUAUAAGUUGUUUGUAUUUUCAUAACAUUGUAUUUUUCCUUGUCAACACCCUGGUAUAAAUGGUUACAAAACAUGCAAUUGGUUUCAAAAAUAAAGUAUGAUGUUAUGGCAACAACUUUUUCAAAACAUGCCUAGAAACCAUGUUAUUUCUCAAAUGUGAAUGAACAGUUUGCCCACACUUAGUUUGUUGCUCUUCUGUAAAAUCUUGGCUUGAAAUAAAGUGCAUAUUGAUUGA